GUGGGGAUUGCUGAAGUGGGGGAGGGGUUAUUGCCCUGGCUUUCUCGGGCGAGUAGCGAAGACCGGUGAGAUGCUCGGUCAGUGAGCCCCAUGCUGGUGGUGCAUCCUGAACCCCCCGAUGGGGGCUGGGGCUGGAUGGUGGUUCUGGCAGCCUUUUUCCAGUCCGCGCUGGUGUUUGGGGUGAUCCGCUCCUUCGGUGUUUUCUUCAUGGAGUUUGUAGGGUACUUCGGGGAGUUGUCUUGGCGGGUGUCCUGGAUCACCUCCAUCGGGAUUGCCGUGCAGCAGUUUGCAAGUCCAGUGGGCAGUGCCCUCAGCACCCAGUACGGCGCACGCCCUGUGGUGAUGACCGGGGGCUUCCUCUCAGGGCUGGGCAUGCUCCUGGCUUCCUUCGCCACCUGCCUGACUCACCUGUACCUCAGCAUCGGGCUGCUUUCAGGCUUCGGGUGGGCCUUGGUUGUCACACCUUCUGUGGCCUCUGUCUCCCGUUACUUCAAGAAGCGCCGGACCUUCGCUACAGGUGUCCUUCAAGCUGGGGGUGUGUCUGCCUUUGCUCUCCCACUGGCCUUUCAUGAGGUUUGUCCUGGCCGUGACCUUGAUCAACACCGGCUAUUUUAUUCCCUAUGUCCAUUCAAGCUGGGGGUGUGUGGGGCUCUCAUCCGCCCCCUGACCCUCAAGGAAGACCUGGCCAGACCUGUGAACCUUAAUGAGAACUGUCUGGAGAAACUUUCCACCCUCUUUGACCUGCCUUUGCUCUCCCACUGGCCUUUCAUGAGGUUUGUCCUGGCCGUGACCUUGAUCAACACCGGCUAUUUUAUUCCCUAUGUCCAUCUGGUGGCCCAGGCUCGAGAGCUGCGCUAUGAUGAAUACCAAGCUGCCUUCCUUAUGUCUGUGGCUGGCGUGGCUGACCUGUGUGGCCGCCUCCUCUCAGGUUGGCUUGCUGACUGUCGGGCUUUCCGCCUCGUCCACAUCUUGGUAGCCUGGACUUCCCUGACUGGCAUCUCCUUGGCCUUGGUGCCCCUGGGGCAUAGCUACCCGGUCCUGAUGGCCAUCAGCAUCUGCUAGGGCUGCUUCUCUGGGGCGCUCACCCCUGUGGUCUUUUCCAUCCUGCCGGAGAUCGUGGGCAUUGGAAGGAUCUUCAGCUCGCUGGGGCUGCUGCAGAUGAUGGAGAGCAUUGGCGGGCUUCUGGGAGCACCAUUCUCUGGUUGGCUGAAGGACAUGACUGGGGACUACACGGCCUCUUUCCUGGCAGCUGGAGCUUUCCUUUUGGCAGGGAGCCUGGUUUUGGUCACUUUGCCCAACUUCUCUUCCUGUCUGGGCUCUUCCACUCCUUCCUGCCAGGUGGAAGCUGGGGUGGAGCCAGCCACAGUGAUACUGGCCUCUGGAGAACUCUCCUGCCCCCAGAACAGAGACUGGCCAGCCAGAAGCCAAGAUCUCCAGGAGCCGGCAUGACAAAGGGGAUGGUGGCAGCCAGUGGCUGGAUGAAGCAGGGGAAUGAGCCAUGUGGGACAUGGCUCUGUUGGUGCCCAUCAGUCAAUUAUCCCAGCCUGGGGUUUCCCCUCCCCUCACUGGGCCCAAUUCCCCAUUUAUACCUUCUGAGCUGUAGAAGGAAUUCCAGAACCUGGCUAAGUUCCUGGUGAAGAAAGUGUCAGGUCAUAAAUUCCAGCUGCAUGUGGAGACCUAGAGCUUCACCUGCCUUCCCACCCCCUUUCGUAUCUCUACAUAGAACACUCAGCUGUCCUCAACUUCCUGGGUUCUCUGUCAGAGCUUCAGAGGGGCUCUGGUCUCCAAUUCCAACCUCCCAGAAACCUGGGUCCUUAAUUUCAGAAGGACACUGAGGAAGGGGCAAGAGAGCUCAGAAGAGCCAGACAGAAAAUCCCAGAGCUCCUGUUUUUAAUUUAGCAAAGAAAAAGGUUGAGGGGUAGCUAGGUCCCAGUUGCUAAAGACUUCCACGAGGGCCAGAAAUUACAUCCAAACAAGCUCCAAUCUGGCAGCCUAUGACCUAACAUGAACUACUGGCCAGAUGUUGAAACUAGAGCUGGAUCUGGGUCUAAAACAAAGAAAAAAAUCAUGAAGGGAUCAUGGGAUGCUGUGUUCAGUGAGAAGAACAUAGCAAUGACUCCUUAAUGGCAGCUUUGUGCAAAUAGGAAAUAAAAGGCCCCUGCCUCAAUUUACCUUCUUGCUGCUAUGAAUGGCUGUCAGGAAACUAACACCCAGCUUUCCUCUCUACCGUUGGGGUGUUUUUGAGGUCCUGCAGCCCAGAAAUGCAGUCACGUAAGAACAGCCAUACUGGGUCAGACCAAAAAAUGGUCCAUCUAGCCCAGUAGCCUAUUUGCCAACAUUGGCCAAUACUAGAUGUCCCAGAGGGAGGGAGCACAACCUGUAAUCUUCACAUGAUCCCUCUUCUGUCAUCUGCUUCCAGACAAACAGAGGCUAGGGACACCAUUCUUCUAUCCUGACUAAUACCCAUUGAUGGACCUAACUUCCAUGAAUCAGUCUAGCUCUUUUUUUGAACCCUGUUAAAGUCCUAGUCUUCACAACAUCCUCUGGCAAGGAGUUCCACAGGUUGACUGCAUUGAGUGAAGAAAAAUGUCCUUUUGUUUAUUUUAAACCUGCUUCCUAUUAAUUUCAUUUGGUGAUCCUGGGUUCUUAUAUUGUGGGAAUAAGUAAAUAACUUUUCCUUAUUCACUUUUUCCACACCAGUCAUGAUUUUAUAGAUCUGUAUCCUACACACACACACCCGGCGUCUCCUUUUCUCUAAGCUGAAAAGUCCAAGUCUUUACAGACGUAAAUGCCAUCUAGACAAAUGUGUGAAUUUUGUGUAGCUAGAUGUCACUGUGUAAUUAGGUGCAGUGGAGGAAAAGAUGGUGGACCAUAUAUGGUGUAGUUUAACCACCAAAAUGUAGGAUUUGCUGAUUUAAAAGAGGGGCCCUUGUUUAGCAAUAUUACAGUUCUAAGGGAGGACAAAAGCGGCGGUUGCUAGUGCUGCCUUUUCUUGACCAGAGAUACUUUGGGAAUGGAGGGAGAUUAAAAAUGUGAUAAACUGGUGUGGUCUGUGAAUUCCUCUAGCAUGUUUCUGAGCCCAUGGGCACCCAAACCAGAGCAUGAGAAGAAGGUGACUGAAGAUUCACCUUGGAAGCAACUGAAAUUCCCCUGUGUGUGCCCCUGUCCUCUUCCCCGCUCCCUCCUCCCCCCUCCCACACAGGCAGGACAAAGGUUCAAAGUGCCUCAAGGCAAAACAGUCUGAAAGUAGAGUUUUUGCUGGUGGAAUUUAACAGGUCUCUGUGGGGGCAGGGAGCCAGAGAGGGUAAAUAUUAUCAGUUGUGGAGCUGGAUGAUUAACAGAUAUUUCCCUAAAGAUUGUGCAAAACCUCCCAGUAGUUGAUUUGUAGAAGAUAGGGGUGAAGCAAGAAAAAGGAUCAAUUCAAGUAUAGGACACACCUAGCAAUGGAACCCAGGAGUCCUGGUUCUCCACCCGUGCCCCCCAAUUCACCAGUUCCCGUUCCCCUUCCCUAACCCACUGGGUCAAGGUUCUCCUGAGCACCAAGCAGACAGAUACUGAGUUUCUUUAGUAGCAGGGCUGGAGUUUGUCCUGGACUUUCCAUAUGAGCCUGGCUUCUCUCCACUGUCUAGGACAAUGCAUCUGUCUUUUGGAAUCCUUCUUUUUCCAGGCUGCUGUUUAUUCAGGAGCCCCCUUGCCCAGCACCAAGAUGUGACCACCUCUGGGGGAGGGGUGUGGCUGGUUACACAGGGACCCCUUGCUUGGCAUUGAAAUGCAGCCACCUCUGGAGCAAGAUGACUAUACAGGAAGCCAUGCAAGCUGCAUGCAAACUUCUGAAGACAUGUAAUAGAGGCUCCAUUGGCAUGCACACUCCUAAAUUAAAAAACAAGGGGACCAAAAAUGCCUAUGGCUAAACGGCAAAGUAAAAGCAGUGAGAGGCAUAAAGUGGAAAUUGAAUCCUAUUCAGGAAAAUAGACAGGAGCAUAAACUCUGGCAGCUCGUGUAGAAAUAUGAGAAAAGCCAAAAAGGAAUUUGAAGAAAGGCCAGCCAAAGACACCAGAAGCAGGAAUAAUCAAUUCAUGGGAUUAAUGGACAAACUGCUAAAAAUCCACUCAAUAAAGCCAUUGCUGAGAAACAA
Messenger RNA from Pelodiscus sinensis (Chinese soft-shelled turtle), 4135 nucleotides. Lineage: Eukaryota; Metazoa; Chordata; Testudines; Trionychidae. The record is from RefSeq and is a predicted model, not a curated record.